Molecule: messenger RNA, 954 nt
Organism: Arabis nemorensis
Lineage: Eukaryota; Viridiplantae; Streptophyta; Magnoliopsida; Brassicales; Brassicaceae
Source: the annotation of a GenBank genome assembly
AUGGUUGUUCUUCUCUUUGUAAUGGUUUGCGCUGUGUACAUUUGCUCGAUUUGUCUGAAACAAAUAGGAGUCAGUCCCAUUAACUAUGGUUUCUUGAACGUUGAAGUCUUUGAGAGACCUUGUCCUGAGCCUAACAUUGAACCAUGGGACAUUCCAUUUGUGCAUUACCCUAAACCAAAGACAUAUAACAGGGAUGAAUGUUCUUGCCAACCGGUUAGAUAUUUUGCGAUUCUCUCGAUGCAGAGAUCUGGUAGUGGCUGGUUUGAGACUUUACUUAACAAUCAUACCAACAUAAGCUCGAAUGGAGAGAUCUUUUCGGUAAAAGAUAGGAGGGCUAAUGUUUCGACCAUUUUUGAGACACUUGACAAAGUCUAUAAUCUAGAUUGGUUGAGUAGUGCCUCUAAGAAUGAGUGCACUUCCGCUGUUGGCUUCAAAUGGAUGCUUAAUCAGGGUUUGAUGAAACAUCAUGAAGAAAUAGUAGAAUACUUUAAAACCCGAGGCGUCUCUGCAAUUUUCCUCUUCAGAAGAAACAUACUGCGGCGCAUGAUAUCAGUACUCGCAAACUCUUAUGACAGAGAUGCUAAGCUAUUAAACGGGACUCACAAAUCUCACGUCCAUUCGCCCAAAGAGGCUGAGAUAUUAGCGGGUUAUAAGCCAAUGAUCAACACAACACUUUUGGUAACCGAUCUCAAACAGGUUCAAGAAAUUACUUUGAAAGCAUUGGCUUACUUUAAUACCACUCGCCAUAUACUUAUCUACUACGAAGAUGUUGUCAAGAACCGCACGAGACUAGACGAUGUACAGGAGUUUCUAAAGGUACCAAAACGUGAGUUAAAGAGUCGGCAAGUGAAGAUUCAUCGAGGUUCAUUGUCACAACAUGUACAGAAUUGGGAAGAGGUCCAAACCACACUAAAAGGAACUCUUUUUGAGAACUUCUUACACCAAGAUUUUUAA